AUGAAGAAGAAAUCCAAUAAAACUCUUUUUGAUUGUGCUGUUACCAAAUUUAUUCGAAUCGGAAUUGCUGACAAGAACGACAACCCACCGUACUUUGACAAGGCACUUUAUGAAGCAGAGGUCGAUGAAAAUGAGGAUAUUCAACAUACGGUGCUGACGGUUACAGCAAAGGAUCACGAUGAAUCAUCGCGUAUUCGAUAUGAGAUCACAAGCGGUAACAUUGGAGGUGCUUUUGCCGUGAAAAACAUGACUGGCGCCAUUUACGUCGCUGGAGCAUUGGAUUACGAAACCAGAAAGCGAUAUGAGCUUCGUUUGGCUGCAUCAGAUAACUUGAAAGAAAACUACACGACGGUCGUGAUACAUGUUAAGGAUGUUAAUGAUAAUCCACCCGUAUUUGAACGACCAACGUAUCGUACACAAAUAACAGAAGAGGACGAUCGUAACUUACCAAAACGUGUUUUGCAGUAUUCGCUCAGAUUGGUUGCCUCUGAUAGUUUGAAUGAAAAUUAUACGACGAUUAUAAUCAAUGUGAAGGAUGUGAAUGAUUCGCCGCCAGUUUUUCACGAGACUUUUUAUGAGAAAUCUCUGGAUGAAGAGGUGGAAGCACCAUACAUGAUUACUCAGGUAACCGCAACUGAUGGCGACAAAGACCGACCACAAAACAUCGUUUAUUUCCUGACGGGUCAGGGUAUCGAUCCCGACAAUCCAGCCAACAGUAAAUUCGACAUCAAUCGAACAACAGGCGAGAUAUUCGUGCUUAAGCCACUGGAUAGAGAUCAACCGAAUGGACGUCCACAAUGGCGCUUUACUGUUUUUGCGCAAGAUGAAGGAGGCGAAGGACUUGUCGGAUAUGCUGAUGUGCAAGUAAACCUUAAAGAUAUUAACGACAAUGCUCCAAUCUUUCCACAAGGCGUUUACUUUGGAAAUGUCACUGAGAAUGGAACAGCAGGCAUGGUCGUAAUGACAAUGACAGCAGUCGAUUAUGAUGAUCCAAAUGAAGGCACAAAUGCUAAGCUCAUUUAUUCAAUCGAGAAAAAUGUGAUUGAAGAAGAGACCGGUUCGCCAAUUUUCGAGAUAGAGCCUGACACGGGUGUGAUUAAAACCGCUGUAUGUUGUUUAGAUCGUGAACGAACACCAGAUUACUCGAUACAAGUCGUUGCGAUGGAUGGUGGGGGAUUGAAAGGAACGGGAACGGCUUCGAUAAGAGUCAAAGACAUCAACGACAUGCCACCGCAAUUCACCAAAGAUGAAUGGUUUACAGAAGUCGAUGAAACAGAUGGAACUAAUUUACCCGAAAUGCCAAUUUUAACCGUUACCGUUCAUGACGAAGACGAAACAAAUAAAUUUCAAUACAAGGUCAUUGAUAACAGCGGUUACGGUGCUGACAAGUUCACCAUGGUUCGAAAUAAUGACGGUACAGGAAGCUUGAAAAUCGUUCAGCCACUUGACUAUGAAGACACUUUGCAAAGCAAUGGUUUCCGUUUUCGAAUUCAAGUCAACGAUAAAGGUGAAGAUAAUGACAAUGAUAAAUAUCACGUCGCUUAUUCAUGGGUGGUGGUGAAGUUGCGAGACAUUAAUGACAACAAGCCACAGUUUGAAAGACCAAAUAUUGAGGUUUCAGUUUAUGAGAAUGCCGGUGUUGGAAAAACUUUGGAAACAUUCAAAGCAACUGAUCCAGAUCAAGGUGGGAAGAGUAAAGUGUCGUAUGCAAUUGAUCGAACAUCAGAUCGUCAACGACAAUUCUCAAUUAAUCAGGAAGGAACUGUGACGAUUCAACGACAAUUAGAUCGAGAAGUGACACCAAGACAUCAAGUGAAAAUUCUUGCGAUUGAUGAUGGAAUUCCACCUAAAACAGCAACAGCUACGUUAACUGUUAUUGUUCAAGAUAUCAACGAUAAUGCACCGAAAUUCCUGAAAGAUUAUCGUCCGGUUUUACCAGAACAUGUUCCACCAAGGAAAGUUGUUGAAAUUCUCGCAACUGAUGAUGAUGAUCGAUCGAAAAGUAAUGGACCACCAUUCCAAUUUCGUCUUGAUCCAGGUGCUGAUGACAUCAUUCGUGCAUCAUUUAAAGUUGAACAAGAUCAGAAAGGUGCUAAUGGUGACGGUAUGGCAAUUGUUUCAUCAUUAAGGUCAUUUGAUCGCGAACAACAGAAAGAAUAUUUAAUUCCAAUUGUGAUUAAAGAUCAUGGAAAUCCAGCAAUGACUGGAACAAGCACAUUGACAGUUGUCAUUGGUGAUGUGAAUGAUAAUAAAAUGCAACCAGGUUCGAAGGACAUUUUUGUCUACAAUUAUGCCGGACAAUCGCCAGACACACAAAUCGGUCGUGUUUAUGUUUAUGAUCUCGAUGAUUGGGAUUUACCUGACAAGAAAUUCUAUUGGGAAGGUGCUGAACAUCCACGAUUUAAGCUUGAUGAAGACACUGGAAUGAUAACAAUGAGACAGGGAACACGAGAAGAUCGUUACCACUUGCGGUUUAAAGUUUACGAUCGUAAACAUACACAAACUGAUGUGCCAGCAAAUGUGACAGUGACAGUGAGAGAAAUUCCACAUGAAGCGAUUAUCAACUCAGGAAGUAUCAGAGUGUCUGGAAUAACUGAUGAAGAUUUUAUUCGUGUUUGGAAUUAUCGUACGCAAAGUUUAUCAAAAAGUAAAAUUGAUAAAUUUAAAGAGAAACUCGCCGAUUUAUUAAGCACAGACAAGGAGAAUGUUGACGUGUUUAGUGUUCAAUUAAGACGUAAACAUCCACCCCUAACUGACAUCCGUUUCUCAGCUCAUGGUUCACCAUACUACAAAGCAGUUCGUCUUAAUGGCAUUGUAUUGAUGCAUCGUGAAGAUAUUGAGAAUUCUGUUGGCAUCAACAUCACAAUGGUUGGCAUUGAUGAAUGUUUAUAUGAGAAUCAGAAUUGUGAAGGUUCAUGUACAAAUUCAUUGGACAUAAGUUCGCUUCCCUACAUGGUGAAUGCUAAUAAGACAUCGUUAGUUGGUGUGAGAGUUGAUGUGUUAGCUGAAUGCACUUGUGGAGCACGAAACUUCAGCAAAGCUGAAUCGUGUCGUAAUUCGCCAUGUCAUAAUGGUGGACGAUGUUCCGAAACACGUUAUGGCUUAAGUUGUUCAUGUCCAUCAGGUUACACAGGUCCACGUUGUCAACAAACAACAAGAAGCUUCCGUGGUAAUGGUUGGGCUUGGUAUCCGCCACUUGAAAUGUGUGACGAUUCACAUUUAAGUUUGGAAUUUAUUACGAGAAAGUCCGAAGGUGUUUUAAUCUACAAUGGACCGAUUGUGCCACCUGAAGAUGAUGAAAUGUUAAUCUCUGACUUUAUUUUACUUGAAAUGGAACGUGGCUACCCUCGACUUCUCAUUGACUUCGGUUCAGGAACACUUGAAUUACGUGUGAAGACGAAGAAAACUUUAGAUGAUGGUGAAUGGCAUCGUAUUGACGUGUUUUGGAAUACUGAAACAGUUCGUUUGGUUGUUGAUUUCUGUAAAUCAGCUGAAGUGUCAGAACUUGAGGAUGGAUCACCAGUUGAAUUUGAUGAUUCAUCAUGCCAAGCGCAAGGAACAAUUCCGCCAUUUAACGAAUAUUUGAAUGUUAAUGGACCAUUACAAGUCGGUGGAUUCUAUCGUGAAGCUUUCAACCCUGCAGCUUAUAAUUGGCCAUACGUUCCAAAUGGAAAAGGUUUCGACGGUUGCAUCAAGAAUCUCAUUCAUAACAGUAAACUUUAUGACUUAGCACAUCCAGGAUUGUCACGGGCAAGUGCUGCUGGUUGUCCGCAAACUGACGAUGUUUGCACAUCAACUGAAUCAACAUCGCGAUGUUGGGAACAUGGAAAUUGUGUUGGUAGUUUCUCUGAAGCUCGUUGUCAAUGUCGUCCCGGAUGGACUGGGCCAUCAUGUAAUGUUCCAACAAUUCCAACGACAUUCAAACAACAAAGUUAUGUUAAAUACGCACUCAGCUUUGAGCCAGAUCGCUUUAGCACGACAAUUCAACUUCGCUUCCGUACUCGUGAACAACAUGGAGAACUUUUCCGAGUCAGUGAUCAACACAACCGAGAAUAUGGAAUUCUCGAGAUUAAAGACGCACAUUUGAGGUUCCGUUACAACUUGAAUUCAUUGAGAACGGAAGAGAGAGAUAUUUGGUUGAACGCAAUUGCUGUUGACGAUGGACAGUGGCAUGUUGUACGCGUGAAUCGUCAUGGUUCAGCAGCGACACUUGAGCUUGAUGGCGGUGAAGGUCGAAGAUAUAACGAAACAUUUACAUUUGACGGUCACCAAUGGUUGUUAGUUGAUAAACAAGAAGGCGUUUAUGCUGGAGGGAAAGCCGAAUAUACGGGAGUUAGAACAUUUGAAGUUUAUGCCGACUAUCAGAAGAGCUGUCUUGAUGAUAUCAGAUUGGAAGGAAAACAUUUACCAUUGCCACCCGCAAUGAACGGCACCCAAUGGGGACAAGCAACAAUGGCUAGAAAUUUGGAACGUAAUUGUCCAUCGAACAAACCUUGUGCUAAUGUCAUUUGUCCAGACCCAUUCGAAUGUAUAGAUUUGUGGAACGAAUAUGAGUGCACUUGCGGUGAAGGUCAAGUGACGUCUCCGGAUAACAAAGGAUGCAUGGAUCGUAAUGAAUGCUUGGAUUUGCCAUGUUUAAACGGCGGCACGUGUGUCAAUCAAGAGCCACGUCUGAGAUAUCGUUGUUUGUGCCCGGAUGGCUACUGGGGUGAAAACUGUGAACUUAUACAGGAAGGUCAAGUACUUAAGUUCAGUAUGGGAGCUUUAGCCGCCAUUCUUGUCUGCCUUUUAAUCAUACUAAAAGGCUUCAAGAUCUCCAACAGUGGAUGUGUUAAUGAGAAUGAAUGUAUGUUUCAUCCAUGCCAAAAUGGCGGACGAUGUCGUGAUCAAAAUCCACCAGAAAGAUAUCACUGCCUUUGCCCUCUUGGCUUUUUCGGAACAAAUUGCGAAGUGGAGCUUUCUGCUUCAUACAUUCUAGUGCCAUCAUUUACUUUCAUAGUAACAUUAAUUGCAUGUGCCAGCACUCUCAUUUUAUUAGUUUUGGUCCGUCGAAGAGAAUCGCAUAUUAAAUAUCCAGGUCCAGAUGAUGAUGUGAGAGAGAAUAUCAUUAACUAUGAUGAUGAAGGUGGCGGUGAAGAUGAUAUGACAGCUUUUGAUAUCACACCGCUUCAAAUACCAAUAGGUGGUCCGAUGCCUGAGUUGACUCAAUGUAAAAUGCCACCAAUAAUGUAUCCUGUGAUGACAAUGGGUGCAGGCGAGCCAAAUGUCGGGAUGUUCAUUGAUGAGCAUAAAAAACGUGCUGACUUGGAUCCAAAUGCACCACCAUUUGAUGAUUUACGUAAUUAUGCUUAUGAAGGUGGUGGCAGCACGGCUGGAUCGUUAAGUUCCCUUCAAUCAGGAACUGAUGAUGAGACUCACGAGUACGAGUAUUUGAACACGUGGGGACCUCGCUUUGAUAAGCUUGCCAACAUGUAUGGGCCCGAACGCGAGCACACAGAUCUCGAUGAUUUAAAUUAAAUCAUCACAUAGAAAGCUUCUAUAUCAAUCAACGUUAAUAAAGCGAAAACUCAGACAUUCGGGAUGAAAAUAAAGAAAUAAAUAAAUAAACGGAAAAGACAAAUAGAAAGCAAGUAAAAUAUAAAAUCAAAUUCAUCUUCCUCCCACCCUUCGUCCGAAGGAUUUUCCUAUGAAAGAGGGAACGAAGCAAACCUAAUCGAAAAUAAUUCUUCCGCUCGUUCUCCUGUUCAAGUGAAACAUAAAAAUACAAAAAGAAUAAAGAAAAUUUGUUCAACGACGCCACAAAAGUUUCGGUAAAAAAGAAAAAUAAUCUUUCUUCGAUGAGAGAAAAGCUAGAAAAAAUGGGAUGAAUGGAAACAUAAAAUUUUAAAAGAAAACAUAGAAAGCUGAUACCAAAAAAAACAGAAUUGAACUUAUAAUAUAAAAAUUUUGAAACUUUAAAGUUAUGUAAAAGAUGUGAGAAGAAAAAAGUUUUUCCUUUCGGCAUAUUAUUUUUUUACUUCUACUUAUACUCUUAACGAUCUUUUUUAAUUUCUUAAAUUAUCAACGAGUCAACUUUCAAGAAGAUAAAUUAAAUGUAAUAAAGACGCUCGCGAUAGAUGAAGGUGUUUUACAAUUUAAUUAAUUAGUUGUAAUUAGUGACUUUACUUUUUUUUCUUUGAGAUUUCACUCUUCUUUUCAUUCUUCCUUCAUAGAAGAUGAAGAUUUGAGUUUAAGAUAUUUAUUUUGUAAGUGCAAAUUGCAAGAGGAUAGAUGAAGAAGAAAUUAAGAAAAAAAGACACGACUUUUUAAUUAUGCUAAUUACAUUUUCCAUUAAAUUACUCAACAGAUUACAAUGACUCUCAAAAUUACUUCAAUUUUCUAUUGAACUUCUUCAUAAUCACACC
This is a messenger RNA of Clunio marinus, 6404 nucleotides long. The record is from the annotation of a GenBank genome assembly. Lineage: Eukaryota; Metazoa; Arthropoda; Insecta; Diptera; Chironomidae.